UUUUUUUUUUCUCUUUCUUUCUGUAUCAUGAUUUUAUUUACUGAAUAUUUUAGAAUUGUUUAGAUUCGCGAUCAUGUUUAGAAAAGUUUUCAUGGUGGAGAAUUAUUUUGUUUUAAGGUAAUAAUUUUUUUGAAUCACAAGGGUCAUUUAAAGCCUUAUUUAUUAUGUCUUUUGACAAGUCGUUUUAUUAGUGCUUUUCUAGAAGAUUUUUUAGUCAUCGAGUCAUCUUGUUUUAUAGUAGAAUUUUAUCAGAUGUUAAUUAAGAAGAUUCAAAGUUGGAUUAUAAUGAAAAUUCUUUUCCUCAUUUGAGAUCUUUAUGUGGUAAAAAUACCAGCAUUAGAAGAAUUCUUGAUCCCGUUUUAGAUGCUUUGAAGCUAUCUUAUUAAGCCUUAAAUAGUAUUGUUAAGUAAACAUGUUCAAGAGAAGGAAUGCUCACCAACUCGAGGAUGAUUCUCACAAAGACAACAAGGUUAGCGAAUUGAAAACCGCGAUAGGACCACUCUCGGGACAUAGUUUAGUUUUCUGCUCUGAUGCUUCUUUAAGGAGAUAUUUGGAUGCUCGUAACUGGAAUGUGGAAAAAGCCAAAAAAAUGAUUGAAGAGACUCUUAAAUGGAGAUCAACAUACAAACCUCAAGAGAUCCGUUGGAAUCAAGUAGCACAUGAAGGUGAGACCGGAAAAGUUUCAAGAGCUAGUUUUCAUGAUCGACAAGGUAGAGUAGUGCUUAUAAUGAGACCCGCGUUACAGAACUCAACAUCACCAGAAGGUAAUAUAAGGCAUUUGGUAUAUCUUCUUGAAAAUGCAAUCCUAAAUCUUCCCAAGGGACAAGAACAAAUGUCUUGGCUCAUCGAUUUCACUGGUUGGUCUAUGGCCGCUAAUGUCCCUAUGAAAACAACACGCGAAAUCGUCUACAUUCUACAGAAUCAUUACCCUGAGAGACUCGGUAUCGCUUUUCUCUACAAUCCACCAAGACUCUUCCAAGCAGUCUACAGGGCUGUUAAGUACUUCUUGGACCCAAGAACAGCUCAAAAGGUGAAAUUUGUGUACCCAAAAGACAAAGCAAGUGAUGAACUGAUGACAUCACACUUCGAUGUAGAGAACCUCCCCAAAGAAUUUGGUGGAGAAGCAACACUAGAGUAUAACCAUGAGGAUUUCUCAAGACAAAUGUGUGAGGACGAUGUCAAAACGGAAAAUUACUGGGGAUUAGAAGAGAAGCACUAUCCCAAACCAAACGGUUUCUCUCCAUCCGAUGUUGUUCCUGAGCCGGCGACUUCUAUAGCAUCAGCAGCUAGCUGAGACCUUAGAGUUGAAUAUAUACAUUAUAUAUAUCGAGAAAGAAGAAAAAUAAAGGUUUAUUCUCAUUGAUAGAGGAAGAGCCAAUUAUAGAAUGUGCUGGUUUACCUUGACGAUUAAUAAAGUUCCAUUAGUGAGCCAAAGACUUUUUAAUUAUGUUUUAAAAUUAGCAGAGACCAUCCUUGCCAUUAAAGCUUAUGUACGUGUGAGAAUAUUGUUUCCAAGUGUAAUUCCUAGUUUUGUGUUUAUUAA
Molecule: messenger RNA, 1543 nt
Organism: Camelina sativa (false flax)
Lineage: Eukaryota; Viridiplantae; Streptophyta; Magnoliopsida; Brassicales; Brassicaceae
Molecular function (GO): phosphatidylinositol transfer activity
Source: RefSeq, a predicted model, not a curated record